AUGGGAUCCGUUUCGUACGAACCUGAGCUUCCCCCUCAGCCUCUCCCAGGGGAUAGUGGGACGAUGCCCACGGGUACCACGGUGUUCGAGCCCGUCGCAAUAAUCGGCAUGGCCAUGAGACUCCCCGGAAGAGUACACAACGACACCGACUUCUGGGAUUUCCUCUCCCAGAAGAAGAGCGGGCUCGUCGAUGUGCCCAAGAACCGAUUCAAUAUUGACGGAUUCUACGACCCGUCUGGCAAGCCCGGCACCAUUCCCAUCAACCGGGGCUUCUUCCUCGACGACACAGAGGUCGAGCAGUUUGACCCGUCGGUGUUCCCAAUGUCAAAGAAGGAGCUGGAGCGCCUCGACCCGUCACAGCGACAACUUCUUCAGGUGGCCUACGAGUGCUUCGAAAGCGCAGGCGUGUCCACAUGGCGAGGCAGCAGCGUCGGCUGCUACGUCGGGGAGUUCGGCGAGGACUGGACCGACCUAAAUGCCAAGGAGACCCAGCACCGCGGCGGGUACCGAGGCACUGGGUUCGGGGACUUUGCCAUGAGCAACAGGAUUUCGUAUGAGUUCGACUUGCGCGGCCCAAGCAUGACGGUCAAGACGGCCUGCUCCUCGUCCCUGGUAGGGCUUGACCUGGCCUGCGGGGCGAUUCACAGGAGCGAGUGCGACAGCGCGCUCGUGGGCGGCACCAGCCUCAUCUUCUCGCCGACCACCUGGCUCGCGCUCAACGACCAGGAGCUGCUCUCGCCCAGGGGCCAGUGCCGCACCUUCGACGCCUCCGCGGACGGCUACGCGCGCGGCGAGGCCGUCAACAUGGUGCUCAUCAAGAGGCUCAGCCACGCGCUCCGCGACGGGGACCCCAUCCGCGCCGUCAUCCGCGCGACGGGCGUGAACAGCGACGGCCGGACCAAGGGGAUGCUGACGCCGAGUCCUGUCGCGCAGGCGGCGCUGAUCCGCCGGACGUAUGAGGCUGCUGGGAUUGCGGACCUGUCGCGGACGGCCAUUGUUGAGUGCCAUGGCACGGGUACUCCUGUUGGUGACCCCCUUGAGACGGAAGCUGUGGCGAGCUGCUUUGGAGAGAAAGGGGUGAUUAUCACUUCGGUCAAACCGAACGUCGGGCACUCUGAGGGUGCUGCUGGCUUGACGAGUUUGAUCAAGAACGUUUUAGCACUGGAACACCAAACGGUGCUGCCCAAUAUCAAUUUUGAAACGCCCAACCCGAAGAUUCCCUUUGCUGAGUGCAAGCUCCACGUACCAACCGAACUUGAAGCAUGGCCCUCGGACCGUGCGGAAAGAGUCAGCGUGAACUCGUUCGGAAUCGGUGGCGUGAAUGCGCACGUGAUCAUCGAAUCACCACGUCAAUUCGGAAUUACACCCACGGCCUCCGCCAAGAGCAAUGGAGUCGCCAGUGGCCACCCAGUCAACGGUGUGCGAGCGAACGGCACUCAAACAAAUGGCCACAGCAACGGCAAUCACGAGAAUGGGGAGGCUCUCGGUAAGCAGGGGCCCAGCCUGCUGCUUUUUUCAGCCUAUACCACCGCUUCUCUCGACUCUCAGGUCAGGGGGCACCGCGAAUACGUUGAGGGCCACAAGACCCAGCUUUCGGACGUGGCCUACACGCUGGCCAACAAGCGCGAGCAUAGGCCUCACCGCGCCUACGCGGUGAUGGGCACUUCCUCCGAACUCGAGGCUUCUGGCACCCAGGCCGUCCAGGGCUUGCCUCCUCGUGUUGGAUGGGUCUUUACGGGCCAGGGUGCGCAGUGGGCAGAGAUGGGCGUGUCGCUCAUCGAUACGAAUGCCACAUUCCGGGCAACAAUACGAAGGCUGGACAAGUUCCUGCUGUCGCUACCCACGCCUCCGCCGUGGACGAUAGAGGGAGAGCUGCGCAAGACCAAGGCCGACAGUGGCGUGUACCGCGCUGAACUCGGCCACCCCCUAUGCGUCGCCCUACAGAUCGCGCUGGCCGACGUGCUCCUCUCGUGGGGCGUCGCGCCAGACUUUGUUCUCGGCCACUCGUCCGGCGAGGUGGCGGCCGCCUACGCCAGCGGCGCCAUCACGGCCGAGGCCGCCAUGGCGACGGCGACGUUCCGUGGGUCGAGUAACGUCUCCACCGACCAGAGAGGAUCAAUGGCCGCGGUCGGGCUUGGCAGGGACGAGGUGCUGCCCUUCCUGGAGCCGGGCGUCGAUAUUGCCUGUGAGAACAGCCAGUUGAGCGUCACUUUGUCUGGAGACACGGAGGCGGUGGAGAAGGUCGUCAGUCGCCUGCAGACUGAGCGGGCUGGCGUGUUUGCCCGUAUGCUCCGGGUUGAAAAGGCAUACCACUCACAUCACAUGCUUCAGUAUGGCCCUUCAUAUGAAGAGCACAUCCGGCCUUAUGUGGUCAGCGCCGAUCCCGUGAUACCAUUGUACUCGUCUGUCAGUGGGAAGCGUCACAGCGGGAAGCAUUGCCUGGAUGCAACAUACUGGCGUGCCAACAUGGAGCGUCCCGUCCUUUUCAACUCGGCGCUCCGCUCUGCACUGCAGGACCAGCCUGGGGAUGUGGUACUCGUCGAGAUUGGGCCGCACCCUGCACUCUCCGGGCCCAUUGGUCAAAUCCUGAGGGAUGUCGGCCGUGCAGACCAAGUCGCCCAUGUGGGAACACUGGCGCGGGACAAGAAAUGCGACGAAAGCAUCCUGCACCUCGGCGGCAAGCUCUUCCAGCGGGACAUCCACGUGGACUGGUCUGCCGUGUGCCCACCAGGACGCUUCCUCACGGACCUGCCCCGCUACAGCUGGAACCAAAACACCAGCCACUGGGCCGAGCCGAGGCUCACCAACGAGUGGAGGAUGCGCGAGAACCCGCCACAUGAGCUGCUUGGCAACCGCCUGUAUGAGAUCACCAGCGAGCCCACCUGGAGAAAGGCCCUGGCACUCGAGGACGCGGCCUGGCUGGCUGGCCACGAGGUCAACGGGCAGGUCGUGUUCCCGGCCGCUGGCUACAUGGCCAUGGUCGGCGAGGCCAUCCAGCAGCUGACGGGUGAGACGACCGUCAGCGUCAGGAAUGUGCGCAUCGCCGCGGCGCGCGUUCUGGAGUCGGAUAAGACGGUGGAGCUGGUGACGAGCCUCAAGUCCAUCAUGCUCGACGCCUCGGAGACCUCCCCUUGGUACGAAUUCGCCGUUAGUUCCUGGGACGGCACGCGAUGGGCCAAGAACUGCUUGGGAGAGGUGCGAGCUAUGACGGACAAGUCAUUCACCCCGCCUGAAGUGGAUAAUGCCUGUGGUGGCGGCGCCCUUCCGCGCAGCGUGGAUGAGAAGUCUUGGUAUAACAGUCUGAGGCGACUCGGAUUCAACUACACUGGGCCUUUUGAGGGGCUCGAGUCCGUUUCGUCAGCUACUAACACGACUCUGGCCAGAGCCCGGGUGUCGACACGGCCGGCUGGAGUCGUGAAGGACUCAAAAACCUCAAGGUGUCUGCUCCACCCUGCUGUCAUCGACCAGUGCCUACAGCUGUUCAUGGUCGCCUCCUUCCGCGGCCUCUCGCGCAACAUGAACCAGCUCUCCGUCCCCACCUUCAUCGAGGAGAUUGUCAUCUCGCACAGCACGCAGGAGCUCGAUGUUGUCGCCAACGUCGGCAACCUACAAGAGCGCGGGUCGUUUACUGGAGAUCUGGUGGCUCACAACAGCCAGGGCCAACCCGUCGUCAGCAUUAAGGGGCUCAAGACGAGUGCCCUCACCAGUAACGAGUCGGCCGAGGAAGAGCUGCCACUGAUCACGCAGCUGGAAUGGCGUCCUCACAGUGACUUUGUGGACCUGGGGGCCUGUCUGCCCCGCCGUGAAUCCCGCGAGAAGGAAUGGCCGCUGCUUGAAGAGCUCAUCGUCCUGUGCAUGCUGGACCACCGUGAGCGCAUCCAGACCGCCGGCGAUGGCCAGGACGCGACUGCUGAGCAUCUGGUCAAGUUCCACGGUUGGAUGGGCGAGCAGAUCGACAAGUACCGGGCCGGGACGAACCAGUUUGUGCCAAAGGAGCUCCGCCUUGAGGACAAGACCCCAGCCGAAAGGGUGUCUCGCAUUGAGCAGAUCGCGGAUGCGCUGGUAGGGUCGCCGUAUGAGGUCUUCUGCACUGCCAUCCACCGCCUGUUCAAAGUGGCCCCGUCCAUCUUCACGGGAGCGACGCACCCUCUCCACGUCCUCCUCGAGGACAAUGUUCUCGCCGAGUUCUACGAAGCGGCCUCGGUCGACUCGUCCGACAUGAUAAGGCUGCUGGCCAACACCAACCCGCACCUGCGCAUCCUCGAGGUUGGAGCGGGAACGGGUGGCACGACGGUUCGCGUGCUCAAGUCACUGACCUCGCCGUAUGGCGAGCGGCUCUACAGCAAAUACUCGUACACGGACGUCUCGGCCGGGUUCAUGACGGCGGCCAAGGAGCGGUUCGCGGAGCACGAGAACAUCGAGUACGGCGUGCUGGACGUGUCCGAGGAUCCCGCCGCGCAGGGUUUCCAGCUGGGCAGUUAUGACCUGAUCAUCGCGGCCAACGUGAUCCACGCGACCCCGACCCUGAAGACGACCCUCGGGAACCUGCACAAGCUGCUGAGCCCCGGGGGCCGCCUCUUCCUCGAAGAGCUCAGCCCGGACGCCAUGUUCUUCAACUACGUGAUGGGCUUCCUGCCAGGCUGGUGGCUGGGUGCUGCCGACGGCCGGCCCGACAGGCCAUGGGUAUCUCCAGAGCGCUGGACCAAGGAGCUGGUGGCUGCGGGAUUCCAGGAGCCCGAGUGUAGUGUCCACGACGAUGCCACGCCGUACCACGUCAACGCUGCAAUCCUCGUGCCGCGCGAGAGCAGGAGGACCAGCCCGUCCAGGGUCACCCUACUCUGCCGCAGCCCCGAGGCGCCCCUCGUGGCCGAGAUGCAGCGCAGGCUGGACAUUCAGGGUGUCCUCACGGACAUCUGCACGUUCGGCCAUCCCUUCCCUCCGCAGCAGGAUGUCAUCUCCCUGCUCGACCUCGAGAACCCGGUCCUCCACGGCAUGUCCGAGGAGACAUUCAGGACGGUCAUCCAGUACUUCGUCGACGCCAACAAGGCCACGCUCAUCUGGGUGACGCGGGCCUCGCAGGUGGCUUGCGAGGACCCCAGGGCUGCCAUGGUGCUGGGUCUCGCGAGGACAGCGCGCAACGAGACGUCCGCGCCGAUCCUCACCGUCGAGCUCGACGCCGCGACGGCACCGCCGACGGCGGCCGAGCGGGUGGUUGACAUUCUCCUCCGUGCCAAGGCUACCCAUGUCAACCCUGAGUCUGUAGAUCCCGACUACGAGUACGCCGUGGUCAACGGCGAGGUCCUCGUGUCCCGGCUGCACUGGAAGACUAUGUCACAAGCCUUUUCGGAACAACACGAACAAGACAACAGCAAGACGCAUCUGCUGCAAGCUCCCGGAUGCAAGCGACUUACCAUGAAGACGCCGGGUCUGUUGCACACAAUGAGCUGGAGUGAUGCAAGCGUGGCAGAACUGGCAGAAGGCGAGGUUCUGGUUGAGACCAAGGCUGUGGGGUUGAACUUCCGGGAUGUCCUCAUUGCACUCGGUGUACUUGAAAACAGCCCAGCCGAGAUGGGCUUCGAGGGCAGCGGCAUCGUCCGCAAGGUAGGACCUGGAGCGACACGCUUCUCGGUUGGCGACAGGGUCAUGUACAUUGGGAGCUCCUGCUUCAGUACCCAGCAUGCCAUGAAGGAGGCGUUGUGCGUCAAGAUGGACGAUGCCAUGAGCUUUGCGCAGGCAGCAGCCAUGCCGUGUGUGUAUACCACGGCGUUGAUGGCUCUCGUCGACAGGGCCAACCUUCAGAAGGGACAGACUAUUCUUAUCCACGCCGCAGCUGGUGGCGUCGGUCUGGCUGCAAUCCAGAUGGCACAGGUCAUCGGUGCAGAGAUAUACUGCACUGUAGGCAGUCAGACCAAACGAGACUAUCUCAAAGACAACUACAACAUCCCAGACUCACACAUCUUCAACUCGCGCGACUCGUCCUUCCUGCCCGACGUCCUCAAGGCCACCAACCAGCGCGGCGUCGACGUGGUCCUCAACUCGCUGUCGGGCGACCUCCUCACCGCCUCGUGGAGGUGCGUCGCCGAGUUCGGCACCAUGGUCGAGAUCGGGAAGCGCGACUUCCAGCGCCGCGCGAGGCUGCCCAUGGAGGCCUUCGAGGCCAACCGCACCUUCACGGGCCUGGAGCUGCGCCUCAUGGCCGAGGCCAUGCCCCACAAGGCGACCGCGCUGCUCGAGCGCUGCGUCGGCUGGAUCCGCGACGGGAGCAUCGCCGGCCCGACCGUCUCGGCCACGUACCAGGCCGCCCACAUCCAGGACGCCUUCCGCCACAUGCAGGCGGCCAGGCACGUCGGCAAGAUCGUCGUGGCCAUGCCCGAGCGCGUCGAGGACUUGCACCUCGCCGGCGUGCCCGUCUCUGCGGUGGUAGCUGCGCCCAAGCCCAAGCCGGCCUUCCGUUCCGACCGCACGUAUCUGCUCGUGGGCGGUCUGGGCGGUCUGGGCAGGGCGCUGGCGACGUGGAUGGCGGAGAAUGGGGCUCGUUCCCUGGUCUUCUUGUCGAGGUCAGCCCAGGCGGGUCCCGGAACAGAUGGAUUUGUGAAGGAGUUGGAUUCUCUCGGGUGUCAGGUUUUCCUGGUUGCGGGUAGCGUCACAAGCAAGGCUGACGUGGACAAGGCUGUCAACAACCCACUCUCGGCCGCAAGCCCCUUGGCCGGCAUACUCAACCUUUCCAUGGUGCUGAAGGACAUUGGUCUUGCCGACAUGAGCUUUGCCGACUGGAACACGGCCGUCCAGCCCAAGGUCCAGGGAACCUGGAACCUCCACGAGGCGACGGCAUCUGCCGAGCUGGACUUCUUCAUCCUGUUCUCCUCGUACGGCAGCAUCGCAGGGCAAUGGGGCCAGGCCAACUACGCCGCAGCCAACACUUUCAUGGACGCCUUUGUGCAGUUCCGCCACCACAAGGGCCUCGUCGGCUCCGUCAUCGACGUCGGCGUCAUGGGCGAGGUCGGCUUCGUCUCGCGGAACCAGGACGUCCUGGACCGUCUGGACCGCAUCGGCAUGCGCAUCCUGCAGGAGUGCAACCUGCUCGACGCCGUGGCGCUGGCGGUCGGCAGGUCCACGGCCGCCGCCGCCACGUCCUCCUCUCCGGCCUCUGCCCCCGGCCAGGCGGUAUACACAAACCCCAGCCAGGUCCUCCUCGGCCUGAACACGUCCAUCCCCAUCUCCUCGCCCCUCAACCGCGUCGCCUGGCGCCGCGACGCCCGCAUGAGCAUCUACCACAACCUGGAGCGCGCCGGCGGCGGGUCCGACGGCCCGAGCAAGUCGGGCGGGGACCGCAACUCCCUCCGGGCCCAGCUGGCGGCCCUCGCGGACCAGCAGGAAAGGCAGGGCGCCGUCGCGCGCGCGCUGGCCGGCGCGCUCGCAAACUUCCUCAUCAAGGACGACGGCAGCAUCCCGCUGGACAGGCCGCUCGAGAGCGUGGGCAUGGACUCGCUGGUGGCCAUGGAGAUGCGCAACUGGGUGCGCCAGCAGGUCGGCGCGCAGCUGAGCACCAUCGCCAUCGUGCAGAGCCCGUCGCUGCUGCACCUUGCCGGCCUGGUCCUGCUGGGCAUGGCGGGCGGCGAGGACAAGGGUGAGGCUGAGAAGGCGGCGGCGACUGAGGAGGACGUCCGUGGGGCGGGUGCGUAG
Molecule: messenger RNA, 7683 nt
Organism: Diaporthe citri
Lineage: Eukaryota; Fungi; Ascomycota; Sordariomycetes; Diaporthales; Diaporthaceae
Exons: 10
Coding region: 1-7683 (2560 amino acids)
Biological process (GO): fatty acid biosynthetic process; secondary metabolite biosynthetic process
Molecular function (GO): fatty acid synthase activity; phosphopantetheine binding; 3-oxoacyl-[acyl-carrier-protein] synthase activity
Source: RefSeq, a predicted model, not a curated record